This is a messenger RNA of Pseudophryne corroboree (corroboree frog), 3006 nucleotides long. It is a transcript of the gene FBXO34, whose product is annotated as F-box protein 34. Bases 300 to 2480 code for a protein of 726 amino acids. The record is from RefSeq and is a predicted model, not a curated record. Gene Ontology annotation, molecular function: protein binding. Lineage: Eukaryota; Metazoa; Chordata; Amphibia; Anura; Myobatrachidae. The transcript has 3 exons.
UAUCUCCGCUCCGCCCCGUUCCUCCGGUUUCGGUGCUGUUGGGCCGGUGUUCUUUACGUUGGCUGUCUCUCCUGGGGUUGCAUGUAGUGAGGAGUCCCCCGGUUACACUGGGCAUAGGAGGGCGUAUACAGAGUGUGCGGGGCCGAGCUGGUGCUGAUCUUCUCCCCUCCCGCCCAGCCCGGGCCGCCGCCGCUGCUGCCGAGAGACAAGUUAGCUGUUGGAUUGGGACGCAUGGUACACAAAUUGUGAAGCGACAAUGGAUUGGCUGUGACAGUACGCCUUGUGUGCAGGCAGCUAGGAUGAGUUCCUGCCGAGCCGGCCUCCACAGGGAACCACUGAAAGCCUACUCAUUGUGUCAGCAUGUUAAGCGGGCUUCUGGAAUGCAUUUGAAGCCAUAUCACAAGCUACAGAAAAAAGAAUCUGUUCUAGAACUACGAUCAAACAAAGGCAUGCAUCUGAACAACCAAAGCUCUGCUAAAGAUGAAAAAUGUAAUGGCGCUACCAGGAAAUGCUCACCCUGUAACGAUAAUCCACCCCGAAGACCAUUGGGAACACUGUCUCAGAAUAAGUGCAAUAUAGCAUCCGUGAGCCCUGCUAACAGCUUCGAGGUUAAAGCAAAGAAUGUUCCACCUGGGACAAUUCACCAGGGUGAUGACGGAGAAGGAAUGUUGGAUAGUUGUGCACUCAUCAAACCUGGGAAUACAAAGGAAAAGAUUGCUUUUUUCGCAUCGCACCAUUGCAGCCACAAUCGAAACGGCUCAAUGAAGAUUAAAAACACUGGGGAUAUGAGUGGAAGAGCCGCCAAAAGGCGCAAAAAAUCUGUGGAUCUUAAACGCGUGAAAAGCCACUUGGAAAAGUUGCAGGAAUCGCAUAAAAAGUGCCUCCUAUCGGAAGCUUUCCCAGGUGGAGUUGAAAACUGCUCUAUUAAAUAUGUUGCCGAUAAUGAUGGGAUUCUUCCUGGUAGACCUCUUUCUGUGAUAGAGAUGGUCACUUUCCUAGAGCAGAGAGCAAGUGCGUUACUUUCUGAUCAUGCUAAACCUUUCCUCCAUCCUUCAAAACCUACUGGACCAUCUAAAUGUACUCUUCCACCUGUAUCCUUGAUGGCACUUGGAGCCAGUGACGAAUCUUCUGAUAAAGACAAUUGUGAGAAAGCUGAGCUGGAGUCUGUGUGUGUCUUAGAAAUGGUUGCUAAACUAGAGUCUGAAUGUUUGAGACGCCAGAAUGAACGGGAAUCAGGGGGACUUUCAAGGAGCAACAGCUUCAGAAGGAACGUUGGCCGAAUGUUGCUUGCUAAUGGCUCGCAGCAAGAUGACCGUCCUUCUCAGAAUGAGCCUUCUAUGGCUUUUGAUCCUGAAAAACAUGUAGCUGCUUCUGCCGUGGAGAAAACCAUUCCACAAAUGAAGGAAGAUCCCUCUCCGGCAUCAUGGGAAAACUGUGCUCUAGACAUGCCUCAAGAUCCAGAGUCUUUGCCACCUAUGGAAGACUUUUAUGUGGCCAAUGUAGACCUUGAACUUGUAAGGGAGACCUAUUUGAAAAUGAAAUGUAGGGGUGAUUUUGCGAUAACUGUGGAUCCUUGUAAAUUUUCUAUUUCUGUCUGUAUAAAAGCUGUUGAAUGUGUCCGUGAUGCUUUUGAGAGUCAGACGAUGAAUGACAGUGCAGCUGAUGAAAAAGGGGAGUACACAGAUAGGAUCCCAGAGUCCUUUAAGGCUACAAAUGUAUUAAUGCACACAUUGCCACAACAGAAAACAGGUCAGACACAGGACAAAGCUUUAAUAGGGGACCCCUCCCCAGGUAUCUUAUUCUUUCAAAAAGAGGAAACCAGUCCAUACCAUGCACAUGUACGAAUUAACCCUGAAGUAAAGUCACAGGCCGAGAUACUGGGAAAAAAUGCCUUUGACAAUACUCUGCGUAUGCAGAAUAGCUCCAUGAUUGCACAAUAUUCUGUCUCGUUAUCGUCACUUGGAAAUGUUACUCAGGUACUUGACACUUCUUCUGUAAAAAAACAGGUGUCUCAUGAUUUUCUCGAGACCAGAUUUAAAAUCCAGCAGCUCCUGGAGCCUCAACAAUACAUGUCUUUCCUGCCACAUCUCAUUCUGGUGAAGAUAUUUCGAUAUCUUCCCACUCGAACGUUAGCGGCCCUAAAGUGUACUUCUUGCUUUUUCAAAGUCAUUAUCGAACAUUACGACAUUCGGCCGUGCGAUUCGCUGUGGGUCCAGGAUCCUCGCUACAAAGAUGAUCCUUGCAAGCAGUGCAAAAAGAAGUAUGCAAAAGGCGACGUGUCCUUAUGCCUGUGGCAUCCCAAACCUUACUGUCAAGCUUUACCUUACGGCCCUGGUUUUUGGAUGUGCUGCCACAUGUCUCAAAAAGAGAGUCGUGGCUGUAGGGUGGGGCUUCACGACAAUCGCUGGGUGCCUGCUUUCCACAGCUUUAACCGAACCGUUUGCAAGAAGUCAAAAGACUCUGAGUUAGAAGAUGAGUAGCAAAGUGGGCAGCACAUCAUGGUCUUGUAGAGGAGGAUUUUCAUGCCCCAUGCUGUUUACAUUGUACAUAAUCAUGAGGUUUUCAUGGGGUUUGCGAAACUGCACAUACUUUAACACAAGAGCCUUUACUUAAUUUCUUCAACUGGAAUAUUCGCUCUUUUUAUGUAAAUAACUUCUGAUCGAUGUACAUAUAAAAUCUAUUGCUAGCUGAUGCCACCUAAUCUUUACAAUGCAGCUAUGGAUGUCCUGUGGCUAUAGGUGUGUGAGUGAGUAUUUGUGUGUAUGUGUGUUGUUUUUUUAUGUCUUGUUAAGUCUAUAUUCCUGUAUAAUGUUUCUAAACAGAAACUCCAUAUAUAGGGGCUUGAAGCAUUUAAAGUGUUUAUUAUUGGUUUGAUUUGUAAUCAGACUGGCACACAAGUGUCUGAAAUAAUGUGACAAGUGAAUACAUGAGGUGAUUUAUUGUAUAGCGACAAACUACAUGAGGAGGAAAUUGUCUGGUUUCAAUAAAAUGUGUAUCCUAAAUCUC